AGAGACCGUGAGCAGCCGGAGCGAGAAAAGGCCUUGGCAGACUUCCGCUCUGGCAAAUGCCCAGUCCUGGUGGCAACCUCUGUAGCUGCCCGUGGUCUGGAUAUUCCAGAUGUACAGCAUGUGGUGAACUUUGACCUUCCCAACAACAUCGAUGAGUAUGUCCACCGCAUUGGGAGAACUGGCCGCUGUGGAAACAUUGGGAGGGCAGUGUCUUUCUUUGACCCAGGUGCUGAUGGCCAGUUGGCUCGCUCCCUGGUGAUGAUCCUGUCUAAGGCCCAGCAGGAAGUGCCCUCAUGGUUAGAGGAGUUUGCGUUCACCGGCUCCAGUACCACAGGUUUCAUGAACUUUGCUUCCACAGACUCCAGGAAGGGAGGAUCUUUCCAAGACAAUUUGAAGAGCCAGCCGACUGCAGAUGACGAAGAGUGGGAAUAGAGGGAAUAUUAGUUCUUAUUCUUUUCAGGGGUUCAGCUGGUUUUGGUAGUUUGCCAGUG
Molecule: messenger RNA, 491 nt
Organism: Monopterus albus (swamp eel)
Lineage: Eukaryota; Metazoa; Chordata; Actinopteri; Synbranchiformes; Synbranchidae
Product: probable ATP-dependent RNA helicase DDX4
Exons: 3
Source: RefSeq, a predicted model, not a curated record